Pelobates cultripes (western spadefoot toad) is the source of this 22714-nucleotide messenger RNA. NCBI's taxonomy places the organism in Eukaryota, Metazoa, Chordata, Amphibia, Anura, Pelobatidae. The record is from the annotation of a GenBank genome assembly.
AUGGCGCGCUUCCACCGCGCAAAAGAGCCCCUGGUCGGGCAAAAACGGCCAGAUUAUGGAAACGGGCUAGAUCCCGUGAGGAAAGGUCGGAGAGCGACCGGAGUGAGGAGGAUGAAUGUGAGGAACUGGACUACGCUUUGGAUGAGGAAGCCGGCUCGGAGGAGGGAGCUCCCCUUGCCGUAGCACCCCGUACUGGGGGCGCUUUCCCUGCUAGGGGUGUUGCUGCCCAGGGGGCGAGUGGCGACGCGGGGAUUCUGGAUCCGUAGGGUAACCCCCUGUUUGAUCCGGACGACUUGCGUCAUCCUCGUUCAGCUGAGUGAGAACCCCCCGAACAUAUCGCCCGCUAUAUCGCACACAGGAUGCGUACGCCACUCGCUAAGGAGAGUCGCAGUAAGUUACGGGCUGAAUGUCCUAGACCCUCGGUCCCAGGGUCGGCAUGUAAGACGCCAGAGGUCGAUCCUCAGAUUGCCCAGUUCCCUAAUAAAUCAGGCUGGAAACAAAAGAAGGGCCUGGAUUUUUCCCUGAGAAACUGUCAGGAUAAGAUAAUGGACACCCUUGGCCCUCUGUCUAAGGCCUAUGAGGUAUUGGAGGCCGCCAAGGCAGGUGAGACGGAGCUUGACAUAGAUGUGGCGAUUGGCUGGGUGCAGCGUGCCAUUUACCUGCUAGGCAAUGCCAACAUGGCCGUCUCCGCUGAACGCAGGAAGACAAUCCAGCUUAAGAUCGACCCGAAGUUGGCUACCAUGGCCAUCUCCGAACCUGGUCCCUCGGCCGAGGGGAUGCUAUUUGGCGAUAAUUUUGUCAGAGACCUGGGGUCUUACGUUAAAACUUUCACAGCCAUUGAUAAGGCCCAGGCUAACAUGAAAAGGGUGUUUUCCCCUAGGGUUUUCGGAGGGGCUGGGCGCAACAGGAGCCGUCCACCUGGCCGUGGAUUCCGGGGUUCAUCUCGAGCCCAGAGAGGCUCCUUUUUCCCUACCAGGAACUUCCAAGAGCCCAGACCGGCUCCAUUCUUCCCCUCCAGAGGGAGACCCUGGAAUUCCCGCUAUCCGAGAGGUGCUUCGUCGGGCAGACGCCCUUAUGGUGAGUACCCCUUUUGUCCAUCAUACACAAGAGCGGGUGGCGGGCAGAUUGGCCCAGUUUUACGAGGCGUGGGCUGCCUUGACAACAGAUGCUUGGGUUCUCCAAACAGUGCGGGGUUACCAUAUAGAUUUUGUGUCCUUGCCUGUCCAACUUUUUUUCCUCAGGGAACUCUCACUCGCUCGAGAGCAAGAAGAAUUGAUCUCCUCGGAGAUCGUGGAACUUCGCACCAAAGGUGCAAUACAAGAGGUCCCGUUUACCCAACGGGGGUUUACAAGCAACCUGUUUUUAGUCCCAAAGAAAGGAGGGGGUGUGCGUCCAGUCAUCAACCUCCGCCCCCUCAACGCCUUUCUUCAGUAUCGCCAUUUCCAGAUGGAAGGCAUCCAUUGCCUUCGAGACCUCCUUCAGGAGUCCGACUGGUUGGCCAAACUGGACCUCAAAUUUUACAGUGCCUAUAACCACAGCCCACAGGGAUUUCCUCCAGUUCACCUGGAAAGGGGAGCGCUGGAAGUUUACUUGUCUGCCAUUCGGACUCUCCUCGGCCCCCUGGUGCUUCACCAAGGUCAUGAAGCCGGUAGUGUCCUUACUCCGGAGCCGUGGAGUGCGUCUGAUCAUUUUUUUGGACGACAUUACAAUAAUUUUUUUGGACGACAUAUUACUGAUGGCCCAAUCAAAGGAGCAAUUAAAGGUUCAUGUGUCAUGGAUUACGUCCUUGCUCCAGAACCUAGGUUUUCUCAUCAAUUGGGAGAAAUCGGUGUUGGAUCCCACCCAAUCGAUAGAAUUUCUGGGGUUUACAGUGGAUUCCAUCCAACAGUUCCUAUUCCUUCCGGAGUCCAAGAUGAAGGCGAUCAAGAAAGAGAUCAGACGUACGCUACGUGCAGACGACCUCUCUAUUCGACAUCUGGCGAGAGUUAUCGGCCUCUUAGCCGCCUCUACACAGGCGAUAUUCCCUGGCCCUCUCCAUUAUCGGGCCCUUCAACGGUUAAAGGGCUCUCACCUACGUGCCGGCCACUCUUACGAGAAGAGGGUGAGGCUCGACGACGAGUCCAGAGACGAACUGACCUGGUGGCUGGCCCAUAUGGAUGCCUGGAACGGGAGAGCCAUAUUCGGUUCUGUCCCGGACGUCGUGAUAGAGUCCGAUGCCAGCUUACACGGCUGGGGCGCGCGUUGUGGUACCGCGUCUACUGGAGGCAGAUGGUCAGAUCAGGAACAAACACUCCACAUCAACUGUCUGGAACUAUUGGCAGGAACAUUCGCUAUUCGCAGCCUUACACCGGAACGGGCGAAUUGUUGCGUGAUGCUCAAGAUGGACAACGUGUCAGCGGUCCACUACAUCAACCACCUGGGAGGCACGAAAUCGCGCAUGUUAGCUCUCAUGGCAAAGAACUUCUGGCGGUUCUGCCUUCGCAACAACAUUUCCAUGCAGGCGGAACAUAUUCCGGGUCUGGACAACUCAACGGCCGAUUGGAACUCACGCUACUUGAGAGAUUCUGGAGAUUGGCGCUUACACGCUGCGGCCUUCCAGGUAUUGGACCUCAUUUGGGGCCCGUUCGAAGUGGACCUUUUCGCGUCCCGUCUCAACACGCAAGUGUCCAAGAUCUUCAGCUGGAGACCAGAUCCGGCAGCAGUAGCAACUGAUGCGUUCCUUCAGGAUUUGCCGAAGAAUCGGCUUUAUGCCUUUCCCCCUUUCAAUCUGAUAGCUCGUACGCUGUCGAAACUGACGCAACACGGCUGCUCGAUGGUGCUGAUCACACCGCUGUGGCGGUCUCGACCUUGGUUCCCUUGGUUACUGGAAUUGACCGCGGAUUACCCACGCCUGAUACCAACCUUCCCGAAUCUCCUGAGGGAUCCGGAUGGCAACUCGCACGAGUUAGUGGAUCGCGGCCUCCUACAUCUGAUGGCAUGGCCCCUUUCAGGGGACCCUGGACUAUCGCGGGAGUUCUGCAGUCAACUCUCGACCUCCUCGACAAUGCAUGGGCACCAGGUACUCGAGUGGCGUACCGAUCCGCCUAGCGAAUCUGGUCUAGUUGGUGCGUGGAACAGUCAGUGGAUCCCGUAUCUGCCCCUUUACGUAUGAUCAUGGAAUUCCUUACUGGGAUGUUUGAAUCUGGGAAGGCGUAUCGCACUAUUAAUCUAUGCCGAUCCGCUAUAUCAGCUGGGCAUCAAGGUUUGGAUGGUUCACCUGUGGGACGUCACCCCUUCGUAUGCCGGCUGCUCAAAGGGAUUCGUCUCACUAGACCGCCCUGUGCGAGAUUCGCUGCCUUUUGGGACGUGAAUGUGGUUCUCCGAUUUUUGUCGUCUUGGUAUCCAAAUCAGGAUCUGACACUGAAACAGCUGUCGGCUAAGGUGGUCAUGCUGUUAUGUCUAAUUUCUUGUAAGAGGGUGUCAGAUGUUCGAGCACUUGACUGGAAUGUCAUUGCGUUCACCCCGGAAGGCAUCUCCUUUAACAUAUCCAGAAGGACGAAGUCAGCUUCGAAAGUGUUCGUUUAUCCUAGAUUCCAAGAUAAUCCUGCUCUCUGUCCGGUCGAAUGCCUUCAGGCCUAUCUCGAGGUUACUCGACCGUUGCAAUCCCCGGAUUUAUGCCCCUUGUUCAUUUCGUUUCGAGCCCCACACCUUCCGGUGUCUACACCUACGUUGGCAAGAUGGGUACGGGAGUUGUUGACUCUGGCCGGGAUCGAUACGUCCAGAUUCACCCCUCAUUCAGUCCGUGGAGGUAUGGCCUCUAAGGCGUCGGCUAUGGGCUGCCGUUUGGAAGAUAUUCUACGUGCAGCGGAUUGGUCAUGGGAAUCGACUUUUCGUGAUUUCUACUUCAGGCCGAUUGACCAUUUUGCAUCUCAAGUGGUUUCUAAGCUUUGAACUUGCAUAAUAGGAGCCUCCGUGUCUUUAAUAAAAUUCCCAGAUUUUACUAUUAACAUGACGUAAAGUCAUGAUUUUAUUAAAGACACGGAGGCGAGCAUUAUUCCCACCCACCCACCCGGUUGGGGUUGGACAUUGGCUGGUAUGGUGGGUAAGUAUGGUAAGUUCGUUAUUAGUAGUUGAUUUUAUGUUUCAGUAUCAGACGUUCUAGGUAUUGGGGAUACAUUUAUGCUCCCACUAGCUAUAUUACCGUGUUUGGGUGUGAAGAGUUGGGUUUGACUUAGUGAUUUAUUUGUUAUAGUUAUGCACAUACAGUUGGAGCCCAGAUAUUACCUUCUUUUUUCUGUGUCUCCUUUAGCCUGAAUUCUUCGUGAUUUGUCAUAUUGGAGCUGCGGUUGGCUACGUUAGCCGAAGUUGGAUUUUCUGUAUUUGGUCUUCAUUAUCCGCAAGAAAGAGGGGGAUUGUGGGUGCUUCAUGUGUAUUAUAGUCACUUCCUCUGUUAUGUGAUUGGCUACUUGAGCGCUGUAUUUUUUUGUUGUUUCAGUUAUUUAUUUAUCUCUAUUUCUUUGCUGCUGAGAGUAAUAAAGAAAGAGAUAUGCAUAAUACUCGCCUCCGUGUCUUUAAUAAAAUCAUGACUUUACGUCAUGUUAAUAGUAAAAUCUGGGAAUUUUAUGUAUGUGUAUAUCUUCUAAAAAGAAACAAUGUAUUAUGUGUCAUUUUAUUUAAACUUUUACAAAUGUGAUUUGUAACAUUAUAUGUGAGCACAGCAAGGGUUAAUCUAAUACUAAUGAGAACAGACCGAACAAGUAUAUAAAAAAGAUUGCAGACUCCAAGAUGCCAUCCUUUGAUGAAGUGAUCGUAAAUCACGAAACGCGUAAGGCGGCAUCUGCACACUAACACAUAUCGGUCCCAGAGAGUGAGCACUUCUGACACGCAUCCUGAGCCGCAGUGGAACGCACGCGGCUAGAAUCCAGUGGUAUACAGCACGAGGAAAACCUCAUUCACUUCUGUCCGGCCGGCAAGAAAGUGAUUUUAAUAUCCUUUGGACUCGAGGUCUGUGAUACCUGGUACUGGUGCUGUUUUUAUUUGCUACUCUUUUUUGGGACUGUUUUAUUGGAAGCUACAUAUAUAUUUUUAGCAUUUUUUUGUGCCCAUCUAUGAUAAUAAACUUUUAACAGUAUUGUCUGCUGCACUAUAUUUUAACCCUUUGAGGGAUCUAUUUUACCCUACUUAAUAUUAAUCCAGUUUUGUAUAUUGGUUUAAUAAUUUAUCUAAACCUAUACUAUAUUAUUUCCAGCAGUACAUAGAUUCUGCCUACCUUAUCUGAUAGGAGGUGAUGACAUGACUAGCUGAUACAUUUGUAUUUAAACUAGAGAGCAAUUAUUAAUUUUCAUUUAUUGUGAAGUGCUCUGUAUAUUUUCAUUUCCACUGAAUCCUGUAUGUUAUUGAUUUAUUUCAAUUAGUGUUUUAUAUAUUAUGACUUGCAGCGGAAAGUAAUUUUUAAAACCUGGCAAGUAGCAUAAGACAACAAAUUUUAAGCCCUGUAAAUAUAUAUAUUCUAACCUUUAAAGUUCUUAAUCCCAGACCAAGACCAUCUAGACCAGGAAUAUCAAGAUGCAAUUAUUCUAGUCUCUGUGAUCAGACAGUAUCCCACAAACUCCUCUCAACUGUCUCCAGCAGAGGUUUAUGGAGUAUGUGUGGUACCAAGCCACAAAUGGAACUCCUGGAUAAGCUAAUAGCUGCCAUAAUGUGUGGCUGUAGUUAGUUAACUGACUGCACCGUUUGUGGUUUUGUGAACAGUCAUGCACAACAUUCUUUAUUAGCUGUCCAAUUCACAGUUUAGUGAACGGGGCGGUUCACAGCAUUGUCCCAAGUCAUCUUCCAUGCCUACAGCUAUGAAUGCACUACAUGAACUGCAAAUUAGAAGGAUAUUGGACUACAAUGUGGGAACUAAAACUUUCUCUGCAGCUGUCUCUCAUUAAAGAGUCAGCCUUGUAGAAAUAAAAAAAUAGGCACAAGCUACACGUAUUUCAAGGCACAACAUGGUGACAGUGGUGCCGCAGCCUGGUUAAUUAUAGGCACUGAAUAAAGUUGUAGUUAAACAGGAUACUUCUUAAAAAUUGGCCUACUUGCUGUUGGCUAUGGGAUAACAGAAAACCAGAAAUAUUAGGGGACUUUUAAGUGAGCUAAUUAACAAAAAACUGUGCAUCUUUGACUGACAUUAGAAGAAAAUCAGUUAAUAUUAAUAACUUUGUCACCUUUUCCAAACGUGGAGCUAAAACUUACCAAGAAAGAAAAAGAUAAAACAAAAAGACCAAUAAAAGAUUAAGUGAGCUUGAUCCUGAUUGCACGCUUCAUUAUGAUUGGCUGUAGGUAAUGGUCUCUAGUAUUUGAAUGUGGGAGGAUAGGCAGCCAAUCACCAUCAAAAGUGUCAAGACAAUAGAAAGCGAUAGUAAACAUGAACAGCAGUAAACACUGAACUAUUAUUGAACAAAUUAAGCAUUAACAUAGCUAAAUAAACAAAAAUGUCAGAACUCCAGCCCAUGUGGUCUACCUGAAUAAAACAAUGUUAUUUGAAUUUUGACCUAUACAUGUAUAGGUUUAUUCUGUGUAGCAAAUGAUUAAAUGAAACAACACAUUUCAAAUUGUAUUUGUGGCACGUGUAUUCUUCUAUUUAUACCGUGUCCUCUCAAAUACAAUGUUUGGAACAAAAAAUAACAAGAGUUCAUUGGAUCCAUUGGCACUGGGCAUUUUUGUUUGAAUAUUGGGACAGACAAAUAGAGAUUAUAGGCCAUUCUCCUCCAAAGAAUGUGUAAUAAAUAAUUAUUUAUGGAUUGUAGUGCAGCAUGAUUCCUGUAGAUCCAUGGGAAAUACAGAGAUAAGAGAUUAAAUCAUUUGUACACAAAAAAUGUGGAAGGAGAAGCAUUUCUACAAACUAUGUAGGAAACAAGUAUAAUUGUCUGGAUAAUCCCAUUAGGUAGAAGCAUAUUUUGGAAUUAAUGAAUGUAACAUAGCUGGUUGUGCUACCUGUAGGAUAUUACAAUAAAGGCAAUCUCUUCCUAUCUAGUAAAUAUAAUGGUGAAUAAGAUAUAUAUUUUCUCACUCAGUGGGUAUUAAGACAAUACCAAAUUCCUGUCCCACUCACCAUGUUAAAUGGUAGAAAAGCAAUGUGUUACCAAAAGAGAUAUAAGUAGAGAGAUGCCAUAUGCAGGUGACCAAGAGGCUAAACGUAAAAUUGUCGGAUCUUGUUGAGGGAUGGAAUGAAGCUAGAAUAAUAUUCCAUGAUUGGAAACUUUGUUAAGGAGGAGGUUAGCUGGUCAAAAAGAAGAGUUUAAAAUGUUUUGCAGGAGUGUUGAGUGGUACCAUGAAUAGUGCUGGGAUGUAAAAUAUGUAGUGUGGAUGUCUAAUUGGAUAAUGGUGGAAAUGUUGGAUUGUCCAUAAAGAGGAGCAUAGGUGACGGGUAUGGUCUGAUGCUGUAAUUCUGGAUCAUUGCUCUCCAGCACUAUAGAAUGGGAACCAUCAGAUGAGAUUAGGCACUGGGCAUAGUGACAAUUGGCCAAGGCCAGUAGAUAUGCAUGUUUUAAGCUUUAGCCAUACCACAACGUUCUUCUUCUGAUUAAAAAAUGUGAUGUUAGAUUAAUAAAAAACAAAUAAAAGAGUUACCUGCGCACUAUCCCAAAUCCCAAUGCAUAUUUAAACAUAUGGAGGUUGUUUGUUUCCCUCCAAUGGCCAUUAAGUGUAAGCCCACCUGCCAUGUCAAGGCAAACCUCUUUAGGUGGGUCCUACACUAACAAUUCACCUUGCUUUCUUCAGUUUCAGGCAAAGAAAUAUCUAAUGAGGCAGAGAGGGGUAUUUUUCUAAACCCCUACAUACUUAUUAACCCUUUAUAAGAGGCACAUGGGCUGGGCGACAGCAUUGUAACAUAGCUGUGUGAUGCAAAACCAAAUACAAAUACAUAAAAAUAAGUCCUGUGCUCAGACUCCCACUACUCCUGGGCAUCAAUGACCAUAGUACACCUCAGCCUCAAUACAUACAAUAAAAAAACAAAGAGAAGAGUUACCUGCACACUAUCCAAAAUCCUAAUUCAUAUUUAAACAAAUAGAGAUUUUUUGUUUCACUCCAAUGGCCAGUAGGUGUUGUAGCAGAGCAUUAGUCUUGACCAGGAAUCUCCCUAUGCUAUGAUUUAGGAAUUCAGGAACAAGAAAUAGCCAAGUAAAUAUCCCACCUCCUCUCCAGCAACUGGACGACACAGUUCUGGGAGUACAACUGAUUUUAUUUUGGCAACACACAGCUUUUAUGCACUGACACGUAGCAUGGGGUGUCCACAUCGAGAAUUCAAAGGUUUUCCUCCCAGGAGUCUCUGUUUCUCAGAGAUAAUUGCAUGAGAAAACUAUAACUCAAUUAUCUCUCAGUUACAGGAAACAUAUACAAUAUUAUAAAACAUCAUAAAAAUACAUUUUAAUAAUAUAGGAACCCCACAAAAAUAAUAUCCCCGAAUAGCUUGCGUAUGACCACUCACUUUGUCGAAAUAGCGCUCAGAUCCCUUCGGUGGUUCGGGAACGCCAUUCGAAUAAAGUUUUGACCGGUCGGCCACAAGGUGAUGCCCCAAAAUAGUUACGUAGAAAACAAGGCAAUGACCGGUCAUCUUUUGGGGGUUCUCAUACUAACACCGAUGAAUGCUCCCCCUGGCUGUUAGGGAGCGAAUGCUUUCCCUGUUUGGUAGAUUCUAUCUCCCUAACACUGUUCGUCUAGUUGGUUGGGAAGUGGAACAGACAGCGGUACCAUCUUUACCCGGGUUUGUGGAGACGUGAGUUCGAAAAUAGUUUUAGGCGUUCAACUACCAGGUACAGCUGCCUGCAUUUGGGAGACAAAAUGCACUGGACCACGUGCGUUCUGUUUUGACGAAUGGCGGCCACACAGGGAAGCACUCAGGUUAAUCACCAAUUUGUGGUUAACAGCCAGGGGAGGUCGGCGUUUGAAGGGUAUAACAAGGGGGGACCACACACUCGUUCGGGGGACGAAUAAGGGGGUACAGACAACCAAACACUAGGGAAGGGAGUUUGUUACAGGUGUAAGCCCACCUUCCACUUCAAGACAAAUCUCUUAGAUGGGUCCUACACUAGCAAUUCACCUUGCUUUCUUCAGCAUCAGACAAAUUAGAUUAGUGGAGGUUGCUGUGAUAUAUGAUGUAAACGUAUAUAUAGUGACUGUUGGAUUUUCUUGUUCUAGAAAUAUCAAUUUGAGGAGGUAUAGAAUGAAUGUUACUUGGUAGCAUUUUUGAAAAAUUGGCAAACUGGACCAGCAACGGUUUCCAGUAGUAUAGUUAUUUUUGGGGAAAAAAAAAGUUUUUUCCCUACAGAGUAAUUGGGUUGAUGUUUCUAAAAAUGAGACAAGGAAAUAUCUGUAAUUAGUUUGAUUGUGUAAAACAUAUGUUUCAGAUAUUUACUUGAAGUACUUCAAAUGAACAACAAACAUAUCAACAGAGCAAUAACUGUGUAGAAUGAUCAUUGCUAUCAAAUGUUUGCAAAUGAUCAGAUCAACUAAUCUAAAGAGUUUAUAAUCCAGUGAGUAAAAUGGAAAACUGAAUAAAGUAAUAAAUUACAAACAAUAGCGUUGUAUCUUAUAUUAUUUUGUAAAGUUAAGAUAAACUUUAAAAAGAAAAAAGUAAUAUGCAUACAAGGGGUCGUAUGUUGUAUUAAAUAAAUUGGGAGAAUUAUUUGCCAAGUUCCAAAUGUCUAUCCAAAUAACAACAAUUGAAAUAAUAUCUGAAUUUGACCCAAAGUUCUGAUUUUUGUAAUUUCAUGGUACAAGGAUUUUUUUUAUUUUUUUUUAACAUAUGUGAUAGGUAUACGUGGAUGCACAUUUUUUUAAUACCUUAGAUAUUUUUAUAGGAUGUUUAUUUUAGGGAGCCGAAUAAUAGGACCUUAAAGCUUUGACUGAUGACACUAGAUAAAUAUAACUGAAUGAUUUUAUUUCACAAAGUGGUUACAAGUUGGUACUUAGUAAACAUCCAUCUUAAUAUACUAAUGAUAACAAACUGUAACUGUAACUGACCCAAGUAGUGUUUAUUAGUUGCAGAAUUGUAUCCCAAAAUGGACUUUGGGAUCUGUACCAGGUUUAUACACAAUGCCUUACCGUCCAAUCCAUCUCACACGUGUCUGACAUUAAAAUGAUUACAACAUGACACAUUUAGUACCUAUACACAUCAUUUAAUUAUCUCUAUCUGAGUUGUGUGACUUGUUUUCCCAACACAUUAAGGCAUACAUAUGCAAACACAGAAAUGCAAGAAAAUAAGAAUUCACUCAGCUGCAGUGUGGAUGUUAGAUUGGUAAAUUAUCCCAAAGCAAAUAGAUUAUAAAAUAUAAAAAUGUACAUUUCAUUUAUACUGAACUGGAGGUUUACCUGUCUUUAAACGAAAUUUGAAAGAGUGUGUACGAAUUAAUGUGAGACUCAUAGAAUUAGACCCAAAUUUGCUCACUUACCAAAAGAUAAUUGCAAAGAUUAUUUUUCAUUUUUUUUACAUUUUUAUAUUUUUUUCAAUUUUUUUUAAAUAUAACUAUUGUUUAAGUCUAUUGCAUUUAUUAUCCAGGACCAUUUGCAAAGGGAGAGCGAAAACUCACCAGGUACAUCGAUAUUAUUUAUCAAGAUGUGUCUUUGAGAGCAGUCACCAUGGGAACUAACAGACUGCAGAUGUUUCUUGCUAGGUAACAUCUGUUGCUCCAUUCCUAUCAAACUCUUCCUGGUCGGUUUUUGUAGAAUUUACUAAGGAAAUAUAAUACACUAUAAAAAUAUACAUAAAUAAAUCAGUAAGCAAAAACACAAGAAGGUUAUGCAAAAAAACUGAAAAUCUGGAGUAUGCUUCUAAAAGUGAAAGGAUUGUAGGAACAUUUAUUUGGUUUCCAUGGUAACUGCUCCACUCACAGAGUUACCUGUAGCCAUAACACCUGUGGUAUGUCAUAACAUCGCUAAAAGAUUGAUUUUCUAAUGAUUAGUUCCUGUUGCAUUAUAAAGACAAACUAGUAUUUACCAGAAACAGAAUUCCAAAGAAGCUAGCUGAUCUUUUUCCUUUGAAAAUUUUAUUUCAGUGUAACCUAUAUUUUAUCAGAGAAUACUGUAUGGAAGUGUAUAAAUAUAUUCUGGAGAGAGCUUACACAAUAUUUAUCACAACUCUUUAAAACUCGACAUUUGCGAUAUUGUUAUCACAAGUUGAAGGUAGAUAGUCUAAGUAGGAAUUUUCAGUUGAUUAAUAAAUGUAUUUAUGUAUUGUACAGCGCUACGGAAUCUGAUGGCGCUAUAUAAAUAAUAAAAUAAUAAUAAAUAAUAACUGUAUAAUGCAAGUGACUCAUAUUUUCUGAAUAGUAAAUUGGAGUGAGUUAUAAAUCGAAUUAAGAAAUUGAAGCUACUAUUGCUACUGGGGGGGGGGAGGGAGGGGGUAGGUUCAACUCACCUAUAGUCACAUGUAGGCUAUUUUCUCAAUAUUUUACCAUUCUCGUUCACUCACUAAUCUAGGUUCAAUAAAUUGCUACCUUACUAAAGUCUAAGUAUGGGUGCUGUGAAAUAGCUCCCAAAGCUACUAUGGUCAGCCAUGAGUGUAAUAAUUGCACGUUUGUAAAACAAAUUAAAAUAAAUAAAUACAUUUAGUUUCUCGGAAUCAAAAAGCAAAUGUUGGGAUAUAGUAAUAUAUUUCUUUAAUUACUGUAAGCAUCAUUUACAUUGACAAAUAAUCUCCAGAAGCCUAUCAUAAAAUGCAUUUCUAUAAUUCUAUUAAAAUAGUUUAUUCGUUUACAUAAUUAAAACAAAACAAAGCAUACAUACGUGCUUAUUAUCACACAGUUAAACCAAACCAUUUUUAUGGAAGAUAUUAUCCCAAAAUGUUAUCUAAGAAGCAAUUAAAUGUUCAUUUUUAAUUAAACAUAAUCAAAUUAUUAUUAUUAUUAUUAAAUAUUAAAGUACUAUAAAUAAUGUUUCCAUAUUAUAUUUUGUUUGCUUGUUUGUUUUAGGUUAGGUACUAGAUGUGCAAUAUGGGUUAGUAACCUAACGAUUUCUAUUUUAUUUUUUUCAUUAUCACUUUUUUAUGUAUAUUUUUGAAUUAUUUGUAGGUGAUCUUUAUCCUGAACAAAGCUACACCUUGACCAUUGAUGUGUCAGUUGUGAGCUGCUCUCUGCCCCUUUCUUGUACUUCUCUUUCUGUUCUGCCCCAGGAUUAACAACCCCUGUGAUCUCUCCAUCUCCUUGUCUUAUUUGUCUGUGGAAGGUGGGGUCAGCCUCAUGGAUCACUAGCAGUGACAGAUACAAAGCCUGCACCCCUGAUACAUCACAGCCAGCCCUGCUCAUCUACAUAAACAGGAGGAGGAACUGUAUAACCUUGUCUGUGGCUGGGAGCUGUUCCAAGGCUGACAGUCUGCUGUCUGCACACAGGUAAGUAGUGCUCCACCUGGGGCUCCUGGGGAUCAUUCAAGUGAAUGGAAAGUCAGUCCAUAUACCUGAUGGCUAUCUGUUUACCCCUGUGUGUGGAUGUAUGUGUGCCAUAUUAUGUAUGCAUAUUAAUGUUUGCAAUGAUUAUUCUUUCAUGUGUACCUAGUGGCAUUGAUUAAUACAUUAUACCAAUUUGCAGUGCAGGAGAUUUCUUAUUCAUUGUAUGAGAGGACUGCGAGAGGUUAGCUGAGGCUUGUACCCAGAGCUGACAUUCACAGAGGUUGUGAGUGACUUCUGUUCUCUGCACACAGUGUAAUAUGUCCAAGAUGGCAGGAGACAUGUAUGAAGAGUCGGACUGUGUCUGUUCCUAUGGGAUGAAGUUAACUUGGGAUAUUAAUGACCCCAAACUCCCGCAGGUGAGUGCAGUAAAUUCUGGAAAUCUCAUAUACAUGAGAUAUACUUAAUGUAUAUUUGUCAUAUAUUGCACACUCAGCGCCCCAUUCUACACUCCACUCCAGAUAGUGAGCUCAGCACACUCAGUGCCCCAUUCUACACUCCACCCCGGGUCGUGAGCACAGCACACUCAGUGCCCCAUUCUACAUUCUGUGUAUCACUAUCCUCUAACUCCAAUGUAGACAGUGAGCACAGCUCACUCUGUAUUAUGUCAGUGUCCUGUGUAUUGUCUCCUGUGAGCACUCAGAGUCCCCAGAUACCAGGGCUCUGGUCAUUUCACUCUAGCAGGUGAGCAGAGCACUGUUUCUGAGCUGAUCACUAUUCUCCAUCUCCUAUCACAGCACUCUCCCUGCUGUGCCAUCACUCAGGCAGGUGAGAGGCAUUUGCGGUGACAUUUUUGAAAGUUGACACAUGUAAAAUGAAUCAUCGAAUUCUCUUUUAUCUGUAAUUCUGCUGCAUUGUGUAUCCUACCUGUGACUCCACUAAUCUCUAUCCUAACACUUACCAGUCAUGUUCAUCAUUCUGCAUUUCUGUGGUUUAUUAAAACAACUGUGCUCUAACUUACCGAAUACUGUAGAUACGCUUGGAGAGGGUCGGCCUCUUUCAACCUUUUUGAAACUAAUCUAAGCCAAGCAAAUACUUUCACGUUGCAUGCACCAAAUACUUGUCAGUAUACACUACUUUGCCCACUCAUAAUCACACAGCUAAAAAUAAAACACACAGUACAGUAAAUAAUAAUCACAUAGGGCAGCCAUUUACAGUUAUUAUAUAUGUAAUAUAACUUAUUCUGAAAAUAUCUGGUAAUUGAAUUGAUACAGGAUGUUUCUAUGAGUAAUCCGAUUAUACAUUCUAAAAAAAAAUCUAGGUAAAUUAUAAUUGAAUCUGGAUUAUGCAUUGAUAUCUAUCCUGGUGCAAAGUUCUUAAUAAAAGAGCAGUCUCCAUGGAAACCAAUGGAAUGUUCACGCUGAUUUAGCGCUUUAAGCAAAUUACGUGAAUUACAACAUUGUACAAACAUUUAUAGAUAGUGUGGGAUAUAGAAUGCAAUCAUUGUUACUUAUUGCUGGUUACUGUAAUGUGUUUUGUAUGAAUUCUUUGUAUGAAAAAAGUGAACUUUUUUAAUAUUAUGUUGCAAUUUUGUGACGUUCUAACAAUGAUUACACUUCUGGAAUAUUGAUUAAAUAUGGGCUCUGGGAUAAAGAGUUAAAAUGCAUAUUUCGGUUUAUUUGACUAAAACAUAUAGAAAAGGUAAUUUGUUACCAGUCACUUUUCAUUAACACAAAACAUUAGAGAUACAAUUUGACACAAGAUUUAAAACAAUGGAUAAUUUGUAUUCUAUUCUCUUAAUAUUAACUUUGUUGAAAUGAUUUAUUAAUAAUCUUUAAAUAAGACAUUCUGAAUAGUUUUAUUUUAUUAAGUAAAAAAAUAGCAUUGCAGGUAUAAGACAAAUACUAAGGAAACUGUUCAUUAUAUUAAUCUCUCUCUCCCCCCCUCCCCCCCCUCUCUCUCUCUCUAUAUAUAUAAUACUAACAAUAAUAUGAAGAAAUAGACUAGAAAUCAAAUCGUAUACAUUUCUAUCCUUUUCACUUGCUGGUUAAUUAAUAAAAGAUGAUAUGGAUAUGAAUAAUUGCAUAGAAUCAUUUAUAUUGUAAAUAGCUGUUGAUUGGACUGGAGUAUCAGUAUAAAUAACUGAUUUAAAGAUUAAUGAAUGUCUAUGAGCAUGGGUUAACAUGAAAAUUCAUACUUAAAUUAUUUUACAUAAAUUAUUUUUCCGUUUAUGCUUAUUCACAAAAGAGCAUCUUCUUUUCAAUAAAAACACUAGCCUGAGACGCCGUAGUCGGUUUCUUUAAAAACAAACCAGACUUGAUAUUAUAGGGUUUAUUGACUAAACAGCUGACAGAAGACAAGAAAUCAAUAACAGACUGGGUUAUUUAAUAUAGCGAGAAUUCAAUGUGAAGUGAAAGUUCAAUUCGAAAUUAAGGUAAAAUAGCCGAACUGGAUAAAGGCUACUUUUGCCUAAAAUUUGAAAUUCACUGUGAAUUCACAUCGAAUUCGCAAUUUAGUGAAUAACCUUGCAAAUUCAGGUAAAAAAACUAAACAAAAAAAAACUUUGCUGCAGAUAAAUGUAUUUAAACACUAAAACGUGAAUUGUGGUUAAUGAAAACAUGAAUUGGAAAAUUAAGUUUAAAAAAAAAAAAAAAUUAAAAUAUAUCUAUAUAUAUUCCCCCCUCCCCCCUUCCCUAAGCAGCCAUAUUGAGCUAAAUUUCCUAAUUCAGAUUUCAAUUCAGCACAAUUCACAGUCUGACCGAUACACCAUUUAUUUCCCAAACAGCAUUAUAACUUCGUAUACCUACAGUUAUUUAAUCGGUUCUUAACUCACCGUAGAUGAAAUAACACAUAAUAUUUAAUUGAUACAAAGUCUCUUGAAAAUUAAACUCUAUAAAAGAAAAUAUAUUUAGUGCAGUUUACAUUUUUUUUUAACCGAAGCUCAACAUCACAUGUUUUUACUGCAUUAAAAAUUAAUAACAAAUCUUUACUUAUAGUACACACUAAUAUAUAUUACACGAACGUAUAUGGAAGAUAAUUUCUAUGCUAUAUACAUAAUACAUUGAAGUUAUGUAAAUAUUAAUAAUGAAAGUAAUAAUACUAAUAACAGUAAUAAUAAUAAUAUUUGUAUUUGCAAGCCAUACAAGUGAUUUUGAUUGGUCUCCUAUAUUUGUAAUUCUCAGGGAUAAGAGCACAUGAUCAGUUUUUAAUAAUCUGCCAAUAAUCAAUGCAAUCGGUGGUAUUCUGUCUCAGCAUUUUUUUUACCUGCAUCUCAUUUACUAGUAUUUCGCGAUAAAUAAUUGGUUCAAAUGUAUUGAGAUAUCACAGUAAUAACCAUUACUGCCAAGAUACCGAAUACAGUGGAACAAUAUAUUAGAUAAAUUUAUUAUUAUUCUCGAGAGAAAAAACUAAAAGCACACAGUUCAUCAAUUUCAAAACUAAGUAUGUGGGAUGGCAUUCGGGUGAAUUUGACACAUUAUGACAAAUACUUGUUAAUUUGUCAAGUGAAUACCAUAAACCUACUAGAUGCUGAGUUUCUUAGUUAAAUGUAAUCCUAAGAAAAUAUUGUAUGGAUAUGGAGUGAGAACAAAACAUGUUAAACAAUAGAUUUGAUUUUACAGCAAUUAGUAUACUAUGCUCAAUAUUUUUUGCCAAUUUUUAGAUACAGGCGAUAGUGAGCAAUAUAUUGAUCUGGGAAAAGGUAAAUAUUGAUGGGUUUAAGAAUUAGAAAGGAUGUCUGACAGUGAAAGAAAUUAUGAAUGAUCUUGAAAACUUUGCCUAUAUAUUAAUAUAUACUGUGCAUUGUAUUACAUUGUAACGGGUUGUCACUGAAUUUUUAAAGUUAAAAUAAAGUCAUCAUAUUAAAAAAACCAAAAAACUGAAAUAUGAUGAAUUAAUAUUUAACAAGAAUACAUCCACUUAUUUAAACAUGACAGAUUUGGGGAUCUAUUUGGGGGAUCAGAUCUGGGGAUCUAUUUGGGGAUCAGAUUUGGGGAUCUAUUUGGAGAUCUAUUUGGGGGAUCAGAUCUGGGGAUCUAUUUGGGGAUCAGAUUUGGGGAUCUAUUUGGGGAUCUAUUUACGAAACAUCAAGAUGUGAGCGAUUGCACAAUUUAUUAGCACCAUUUAGGCUAAAAUGUCUGAAUUGAGAAUAUAGUAGAAAUGUAAGGUUUCUCUUUGUUAUACUUUCAGAUAUGUUGUGUAUUUCUCAAUUGACCCCUGUUAACAGUUUAGUGAAUACAUUAUUUUGUCUUUGUUCACUAAACUGCAAAUUCUGCUAAUCCAAGAAAACACACAUUUGCGAAAUUAAGUCUAUUCUCAACCUAAAUUUUGCAAAUGUGUUCUAAACUAUUUUAAAUGGACAAUUUAGGUUUUUAUAGUCAAUGUGUGAAGCUAAAUAUUUCAUUUCAAAUUAGCUUUUUAAGACCAAAUCCUUCCUUUUGCCUCUGACUGACAUUUGUCUCUCAGACUGUUAUGCUAAAAAAACAAAUCCAGGGUUGGAGUGACUCACAAAAUGUAAACUAAAAGCCAACCAAUCUGCCAUUUCUAUUAUAUCUGGACUUUUUACAAAUCAGCUGUGUUUGUCUAUAUGGCAAUUCACUAUAAUGUUGUGUUUGGAGAUUAGACUUCACUGAGCUAAAAUAAUUGAUUUAAAAAUAAAAAUAAAAAAUCUCCAACUCAACUCUAGACAAAGAUGGAGUAUUGUAGCCUGAAUUUACUGAAUUUUAGAGUUUAACCCCUUAAGGACACAUGGCAUGUGUGACAUGUCAUGGUUCCCUUUUAUUCCAGAAGUUUGGUCCUUAAGGGGUUAAAUAAUUAACCCUCUUCAAUUUGUCUGGAAUAGCGUUUUUUUCCCACCUGCCUUAUUUUCUACAUUCUUCAGGUUGGCAUAACUCACCACUUGUAGAACAGACCGCCUUUAAGAAGCAAUCAUUUCCCAUACUCAAGUAGCACCUUCUCUGUGACUGCACAUCCUCCCCAUGACUUUCAAAGACUUAAUUAAUCCAUUAUGAACAUAGUCUAAGUAUUUGCAAACAGAUUUGCCUGAGCUUCCUAUUGAAGAGUUGUCAUCACAUUUUCUAGUCUAUAGCUUCUCAAUUGGGGCCUUUUCUAUGGCAAAGAAUACUCUCCUGUGUGACCACCUUCCAUGCACUGUGUAAAUAGUUGUAUUUUAUUAUUUAAAUGUAGUUUAUUUGAUUAGUGUAAGAAGUAAAUAUCUGCAGAUGUUUCUGGUUCUAUGAUGGUAGCCUUUUUUUUAUUAAAUUAAAGGAACACUCCAUUGACUUUUGUUUACUUUUUAAAAACAUUUUAAUAGCUAUACCCCCAAUGAAAACAUGCAUGUUUUUCUUCACAAGAUCACUGAACUGUCCUAUUGUAUCUGACACCAAGACAUCAGCAGCAAAUCCUUUAAGUUGCGAGGUGGGGCCUCCAUUUACCGGAUUUGUUGUUCCAGCACAUCCAACGAUGCUCAAUCGGAUUGAAAUCUGGGGAAUUGUCAUGUUCCUCAAACCAUUCCUAAACCAUUUUUGCAGGGUGCAUUAUCCGGUUGAAAGAGGCCACUGCCAUCAGGGAACAUGAUUGCCUUGCAGGGAUGUAUGUGGUCUACAAAACGAUUGCCUUUAAGGGAUAUAUGUGGUCUACAAAAAUCUCUAGGAAGGUGGUAUGUGUCAAAGUAAAAUGCACAUGAUUGCCAGGACUCAAGGUUUCCCACCCUAACAUUGUCUAGAGCAUAAUACUGCCUCCGCCUGACUGCCUUCUUCCCAUAGUGCAUCCUGUUGCCAUUUCUUCCCCAGGUAAAAGCACAUGCACUCAGCCAUCCACCUGGUCUAAAAGAAAAUUAAUCAGAUCAGGCAACCUUCUUUCAUCGCUCCAUGGUUCGGUUCUGAUGCUCACAUCCUCAUUGAAGACUCAUUGAAGGCUCAUUGAAGGCUCAUUGAAGGCUUUCAGUGGUGGAUAGGGGUCAGGUUUUCUGCCAAUCAAUGACCCUUUGGCCUCCAUGACCGUGAUGCCGGUUCACUGGUUGUCCUUCCUUGCACCACGUUUGUUAGGGACUAACCACUGCAUACCGGGAACACCCCAUAAGACUUGCCGUUUUAGAAAUGCUCUGACCCAGUUGUUUAUCCAUCACUAUUUGUCCCUUGUCAAAGUCACUCAGAUCUUUUCACUUACCCAUUUUGCCUGCAUCCAACCGAUGAAAUUCAGGAACUGACUGUUCACAUGCUGCCUAAUAUAUCCCAUCCCCUAACAGGUGCCAUUGUAACAAUAUUAUCAAUGUUAUUCACGUUAUCUGUCCAUGGAUUUAACCCCUUAAGGACACAACUUCUGGAAUAAAAGGGAAUCAUGAUGGAAUAUUUCCGUCAUGUGUCCUUAAGGGGUUAAUGUUGUGACUGAUCAGUGUAUAGAUGAAGAAGGUGCUUAAUAUUACUGUGUUGUGAGUGUUUGUACAUAGAACAGUGAUAGAUUAUUAUAUAGAUGUUUUGUUACCUUUUAGGCUGAGAUGUGUCUCAUAAUAAAAAGUGUUGACUAGUAACAAGGUUAUUGAGCAAUGUUAUUUUCUGAAAUAGGUGUAAGGUGCUGUAGCAAACAGCAAUGGCGUGCUCCAGUACUGCAUGAGAUGCCUGUGAUUGUGUGAUACACCUGUAUUAAUAAUACAUUAUACCCUUGUUUCCUUGUUGUAAUUUGAACAUUUCUUGUAUGUCAAUGCUGUGUAGGACCUGAAGCAGUUUGACAAUUUCCAGGAAUGGACAGAUGGCUAUGUUCGCUUUAUAUACAGCGGGGAGGACAAGAACGCACAGCGCCAUCUCAGUGGCUGGGCCAUGCGCAAUACCAACAACCACAAUUGCCAGAUAUUAAAAAAGUCCUGUCUGGGUGUGGUGGUGUGCAGUCGCAAUUGUACCUUGCCAGAUGGUGGGAAACUACAGCUCCGUCCCGCAAUUUGUGACAAGGCCCGUCAGAAACAGCAAAGUAAGUGGGUGCCACUUGCCUUAAGACAAGGUUUGGAAUAGAAGUUCCUAUAUCUUUUAAUAAGAUUACAGUGGAUGUAGAAGUCAGAACCUUUCCAAUGAUGAGGACAUUACAGUAGUUCAUAUUAUCCAGAUCCCCCAAACCCCAUCGUCAAUGAUUUCCCAAAAUCUGUGUUUCUAAAUAUUUUCACAUGAAUACAUGCCAUAUUUUCAAAACCUGAACCUUUUCUAAAUGGGGUUUUAAUGUUAUCUUUUAAUAGGAUGUAAUGAUAUAUGUGUGUUUAUAUAUAUGUGUAUAUUGUACAGCGCUACGGAAUAUGAUGGCGCUAUAUAAAUAUUAAAAUAAUAAUAAUGAUAAUAAUUAUAAUAAUAAUAAUAAUAGAUAUAUAUAUAUAUAUACUGGCGAAAUCGACAGUAACGUAUAGACAAGCCAAUGCAAAAUGAACAGAGGACCAGGGACGUGAGCUGAGCUCUAGCAUUUACAGCCCUUUCAUUUUUUUAAAGUACUGAACUAGAUAGCUCAUGAAUGAACACUCUAAAGACCUGUACUUGUUUUCCUAUUGUAGAAAAAUUAUGCAGUAACUGUAAUUCUGCUCUGGAGCUGAUUCCUUGUCGAGGUCACAGUGGAUAUCCUGUCACUAACUUCUGGAGGCUUGAUGGAAAAGCCAUAUUUUUCCAGGUAUUAUUUGCAGAAAUGAUGCCAUUACAUAUUACCAACAUUCCUAAUGGACAUACUAACUGAUCAUAUCUGAAAUUGAAAUUUAAAGUGCUACAUUUUAAAAAUGAACUGACAAAUGUUAAUAAUGGACUGCUAAACUAACACAACAGUUACAAAAAAUACAAUGUAAAAUAAAGAUAAGAGUAAGAGAGAACAGAAUAAACAUGAUGAUGGACACAGUAGGCUGAGUAGAUGUGAAAAAGAGUUAGGGAGACAGGAGAGAGAUUUAUGAAAGUUUAAAGAAAAGUUGUGCAAAGUUCUUAAAGUGACACAAUCACUAUGGAAACCAGUAGAACUAGCAGGCACAUUCUACUGGUGAUCACUCCACGUUUACAACUUGACACCACUUUCUAGAUUGUGAUACUUUGAAAAAUCUUUAAAGUAUAUAACGGAUAUAUAUAUAUAGAGAGAGAGGGGAAAGUGAAACAAGAGAGUUUGGUGCAGAAAAUUACCAGAGAGAUGGGUGGUAAAAACAUAAAAUAAGAUAAAGGAGAACACAAAAAAUGUAACAAGGAAUUAUAGAAAUGAAAGGAAAAAGUGAGUAAAUAUUUAGGGCUACUUGUAGGUCAUUUAAAGGGACCCUGGAGGACCUAAUGACCCUAUAGCGCCAGGAAAACGAGUUUGUUUUCCUGGUACUAUAGUGGUCCUUUAAGAAGCCCAAGAUCUUACAUUUCUACUUGCCACAAAAUAUUUUAAUGCCCUUCAUAAUUUGACAUAAUCUGUGUUUGCUGAAUGAGUUUUUUACUUUGUCUCGAUUUACAUCCACCCAAAACACUUUACUGUUACAGCUCAUUACAUCCCAUAGCUGUAGAGAGGACUAGGUAAAAAGAAUGCAGAAAAACGUCUGCUGGAAAAACAAACAUUCGUAAUCAGUCAGGAAAGACACACUGCACAUCCAGAUUUUCUAGUAUGCUUUCAGUUCCUCGAUGUAUAUGUAUAAUAAGGAAAUUUCUUGUCUUUGGUUCAUUGUAAGGCCAAGGGUGUUCACGAUCAUCCAAGACCUGAAAGUAAAUCUGAGACGGAAGCAAGAAGAAGCGCCGUGAAAAGACAGCUGUCAUCUCACCUGUCACAGAAAAAGAAAAUUCUGGAGUCUGAGGUAAAUGGAACAAUGCUAUGCUCCUGAAUAUGAGUGUUCCACACCUGGUGCCCCAUUAAAUGGACUUAUUAAUUAGAAUUGAAUGAGCUACAUACUCGUUAUUGUCUGUUUAUUAGUAGCAUUUAAUUUCAGAUUUCCAAACACCAUUAUAAAUUAAGUAUUUUCUUAUAUAUUUGGCUACUUUUCAAAUAUACCCUGUCCUGGGUUUGUAGGUAAGGAGUAAACGAUUUUGUCUGUCUGUGUUUCCAUCCAUCACCUCCAUUUUAUCUAAAUCUAUGUCCAAUAUAUAUUCCAGUCUUUGCAUCUGGUACAUCCGAAGCAGUAUAUUAGCACAAGUUUGUAAAGCAAAAAUUAUUUUCUUUCAUUGAAAAAAAACGUGUAUGUUUUUAGCCCAAAGCAGUUCAUUAGGCAGUUUACUGUGAUUUGGUUAAUUGGUGAUAGUCGGUUACAUGAACAAGUCUGGAUGUGGUUACCUACAUCAGUGAAUGUUGUUGUUAUAUAAAUAUAUUGUCUAUUCGCUACAACUCACAUUUAUUCAUUACGAAAAGCUGCAUAACAACUCUAGAUAGUUGUAUGUAAGUAAUGGAGAGAAAAACCCAAAAAACACAUAUAUUUAUUUUGCUAUGGCUAUCAUGACCUUUAGCUUACUUUAAAAUCACAGUCAAAUCUGCCAACGUUCAGGUUGAUUUUGUUAUCCUGUUUGUAAACAUAACGUGUUGCUACUUUUCAGGUUGGGCGAUAUAACGACAGUGGUGGCCAUUUCUCCAAUAUUCAUCCUAUGUCUUGCAUAGAAGGAUCAGACCGGUUUAGUCUUGUAGCAGAUCCAAGUUUCCCUAUAACGGCUCAACAUUAUUCCUCAUUCCAGAGCACAGACCCUUACAAGCCUUCUUACGACUCGGUAAGCUAUCAGGGAGAUUCAAUGUCAUCAUUUCCAAAGUGUUCUAAUACAAGAAUAUAUGUUCCCAGGGCACCUUGUUAUGAUUUCCCUGGCUACAUAAACUCAAAUGCAUACCCACCUCUUUACAAGGAGGCAGUGAACAGUUUACCAGAUGCUGAUCGAAUGCCAUUAAAUGGACCUCACCCAAACCUUGGGGUCUUGGGUUCCCACGAAAGAAGCUAUGAUUCCAAUGGCAAACAUCAUGGAUGGAAACCAAUAUUUGGCAAAGCUGGCUAUGGAGACAGGAGUGAUUAUGGGCAGAUACAAGCAAGCACCGGCCAUUCCUAUUACAAUGCAGAAUAUCCCUGCAGAUAUGGUAGAAGUCCAUCUCCUGUUACUCCAGCUUUGCAAACUGUUAUAACCACCACCACCAAAGUAUCAUACCAAGCCUACAAACCUCCUGUGGUGAAAUACAAUGAGAAUGUUUGUGAUGUUAAAACUCUUCCAAACUACACACACAUGCAGGACAGUAUAUCAGAAGGUGUCUACCCGGAAAUAAAGGCUCAAGAUGACUUUGGUGUCAUUAAAACAGCACUAGGCUACCAAGAACCAAUCCCCACUAAAUCUGAGAGAGUGGACAACUUGGACUUCUAUCGAUAUGGCCCAUGUGUGGGAAAUGGUUUCUCUGGACAGUCCUACCGAUAUGAAAAUGCUGAUUACUAA